Messenger RNA from Pelagomonas calceolata, 1018 nucleotides. The record is from the annotation of a GenBank genome assembly. NCBI's taxonomy places the organism in Eukaryota, Pelagophyceae, Pelagomonadales, Pelagomonadaceae.
GUCCCGACCCCAAGCACGUCGUCCGAGCGUUCCCCGGUCCUGCUAACGACGAGUCCAAUCAAGCGCUCUCCAUGUGUGGAUUGUAAUGAGCGCCAGCUUGCGCGGCCAUACGACUGGAGUACCAAGCUUGUCGUGGGGCUGCACCCGCGUGCGGUGUCCCACUUACACAUCCAAGCCGCCCAGCACGAAACGAGGCCGCCCCGGGCAGCCUCCAGGCACUAGGACAAGCAAGUCAGACAAGCCAGCCAGGGCCCCGGGCGCCCACGACAAGCACUUAAACGCCCACGACGAGCACUGGACAAGUCAGCCCACGCGAGCCGCAGCGAUGAUCGGCGCCAUCGUGGGCGCGCGCCGCGCGGCGCAUCGGGCGUCGUACGACAAUGGCGCCCGCCGCCGCCGCCGCGAGAUGGAGCGGCGCGCCUUGUCUAGGCAUCAGUGGGCCUUCACGCUCGAACCGGCAAACCGCGGCCACGUCCAGGCGCGGCGGCCCUGGACGCGGGAGGAUGAUCAGGCCCUGUCGGACGCCGUGGCCGCGGAGGAGCUUGCUGUCCAGUCGUCGCUCGGCGACGACGUCAUUGGUGAAGUGCACAUCGACUGGGCCCGCGUCGCGCACGCGGUGGAGCAGGCGACGGGCCACCGGCGCACGGGGGCCGAAUUGCACGCGAGGCACGCGCGGCUGCCGCCGGCGCCGCCGCAGUACGUUGAACAGAUCCCGCCCGGCGCGGCGGACGACUUCCACCACGCGCAGCUGCCGCGGGCCGAAUCGCGCCAUUCCGUCCCGACGGCGGCCUGCGAGCCCGUCCAAAAGAAGAAGCGGGGCGUCCUCGCGUCCAUGAAGGCGGCGCACCGGUUCCUGUUUAGGAGGAGGGAGAAGACGAAGCCGCGCGUCGUGGCCGUGCGGUGUCCUAACUAAUUGUUGUAUUCGCGGCGGCGGCGUGGGGGUAGCGGUCUCGACGCCGUCGACGCGAAGACUAGUAACUACGGACGACGACCCUUACACUAGAGCCUCCGCCCGCGA